This is a messenger RNA of Melampsora larici-populina 98AG31, 1772 nucleotides long. RefSeq lists its product as uncharacterized. Gene Ontology annotation, cellular component: cytosol. The transcript is spliced from 8 exons. NCBI's taxonomy places the organism in Eukaryota, Fungi, Basidiomycota, Pucciniomycetes, Pucciniales, Melampsoraceae. Gene Ontology annotation, molecular function: hydroxypyruvate reductase [NAD(P)H] activity; NAD binding; glyoxylate reductase (NADPH) activity. The coding region runs from base 373 to 1407 and encodes 344 amino acids. The record is from RefSeq and is a predicted model, not a curated record.
CCUGAAGCUUGUCGUCAUCAUCACCGUGGACGUUCAGUAAGGCCCGACGGGUUGCAUUUUUGGUGACGGAAAUCUAAACACUUGUUUUCAGAAACGAUCAAACUCAAAGUUCACGCUUGCUGGUCAAGUGGAGGCCUGCUCUUCUACAAAGUCCACGAUCUCAUCAAAGUGUCGAGCAAGACUCAUUCCAAACUACCAACCUCCACCAUCAUAUACCCCUGAUAUUGUUUUCAAUAGCUACUUCUCCUAAACUCAAUCCAAAGGACAGUGUUUCCAGCUUAUAUCCAAGAUAAGCAACAUCACAACGAUUUCCGUCGCCCGUAUUCCUCCUGCCACACUUUUUCUUUCCACCGCCUGCCUGCUUCUGUAACGAUGGCUAAGAUCGAUAAAGCUCAAAUACUCAUUUGCGGGGUAAUCAUACGUGCUUGUGACGAACUUGCCGAGCUACGCAACCAGUUUAACGUAAUUGACCUCGAUUCAAAUUCAAGAUCAGAAUUUUUGAAGGAUUGUCGGCCUGGUGGGAGGUACAGCCGCGUGAAAGGGAUCUACAGACAUAAUUCAUCUGCUGAUUUGAUCGGGACCUUUGACGCCGAGUUAAUAGACGCCCUUCCGGACUCGGUGCGUUACAUCUGUCACAAUGGCGCGGGAUAUGAUCAGAUUGAUAUCAAAGCCUGCACUCGUCGCUCUAUCUUGGUCUCGAACACGCCUGGAGCGGUGGAUGACGCCACGGCGACGACGGCGCUGUAUCUAAUGAUUGCUGCUAUGAGGAACUUUAGUUCCGCCGAAGCAUUUGCCCGAGCAGGUCAAUUCAAGACGGGCGUACUUACUGGACACGACCCCGAAGGGAAAGUUUUGGGUAUCGUUGGUAUGGGUGGAAUCGGAAGGGCAUUGGCUCGCAGGGCGAUCGGAUUCUCUAUGAAGAUCCUUUACCACAACCGACAUCCCCUGAAGAAAAGUCAACUUGUGACGGGCAGUCCGCCAUUUGACUUGAGUCCAUUUGUCACAUACGUGAACUCGCUUGAUAGUCUUCUCAGUCAAUCGGAUGUGGUUUCACUUAAUCUUCCAUUAAACGCUGAAACGGCUGGCAGCUUUGGUGCCCGUGAAUUCAAUCUCAUGAAACCUAGUGCCAUCCUUGUCAACACUGCUCGUGGGGCUAUCGUGGAUGAAGAGUCUCUUUUAGCAGCGCUUGAUUCUGGUCGGCUUUGGAGCGCAGGACUGGACGUCUUUCCCUCCGAACCUUUCAUCAAUCCGCGAUUGAUUGCACAUCCGCGUCUCAGCUUAUUGCCACACAUGGGCACGGAGACGAUAGAAACGCAACACAAGAUGGAGGUUAGAGCGUUGGUAGAGAACCUAGCGACAGCCAUGGCUGGUCAUGGACUGAAGGAUCCGGUACCAGAACAAUCCUAGGCAUAUCUUGUAUUUUUUAAUAUUCGCCAUUUAAUCUCGCCUGUUUUGUGCCCACCGAUAUGAUUACUCAUUUCAAACGUUUUCUAUCCUCACCUCACUGAUGCUUCUGGAGGCCUUACAAAGAUGUUUUGAGUCAGAUUUCAUUUACUAUUAAUUCUUGAUCGUUGAGGUACAUAAAUGUAUUAGUGAGCUAUACUUGAGCGACAUUGGACCUGAUGCAUAUAUUCAGUAGAUAGACUGACCAGCCAAGAUGCCGUAUGUUCCCUUUACCCUCUGGAGAAUGUUUUAUUACCCCAAAGUUAAACCAUGUAUUGUGAUAAAGAGAUUAAGCAUGUAUCAAGCUUAUUUGAUUUUUGACCUUUCUU